This is a messenger RNA of Electrophorus electricus (electric eel), 2137 nucleotides long. It is a transcript of the gene gpr183b, whose product is annotated as G protein-coupled receptor 183b. Gene Ontology annotation, molecular function: oxysterol binding; G protein-coupled receptor activity. Gene Ontology annotation, biological process: G protein-coupled receptor signaling pathway. Lineage: Eukaryota; Metazoa; Chordata; Actinopteri; Gymnotiformes; Gymnotidae. Gene Ontology annotation, cellular component: membrane. The record is from RefSeq and is a predicted model, not a curated record.
CGGGUCUUUUCUUUGGCCUCGUUUCAUUUGGCUAAAGGUUUUACUGCAGGAACCCAACGCUAAAUCACACGCCAAGGAAGUGUGAGCGUGCGUUUUGCUUAAAAAGCAGGGCAGAUGCUAAUUCUGAUACGUCAAGAGAAAACCGCAGAGAGGAACAUCUCGUCCCACACAAACCUGCGGCAAAAGAAAAGCACCUCAGCAUAUUAACCAAAACCUGAACAUAUUAACCUGAAAAUAAUCAACAUCAUUUCUGUCCUUCAUAUAGCUAUCUUAAAAACUGAUCCAGAGUCAGUCCCACCUCUAUCCACAAACUUGCCCUUAUAACCCAAGUAAAGACUGACCCAGAGUGUUCCUAAUGCUUUAAUAUCAGCGUCGAUAUGUCUGAAAGCGGAUAUUCACACCUCCGCUAGCAAUGGGCACCACUCCCCUGCCUGAAGGGAGAGCUGAUGAGGGAGCAAAACAAAACCCAACAAAAAAACAAGUGAGAGAGAAAGGAAGUGAUGUAGGUCUUUAACCACUCAGGACCAGUUUCACACUUCUGCCUUUUGAAAAGGCCGUUGGUGCAAGAUAAGAGGGAGUGCAUGAGCGCGAGAGCGCGAGAGAGAGGGAGACCUGAAAGGAUCCUACUACGCAAUCAAUUUCUUCUCAUCUGUCUGGCGGUUGCUGCUCAGGUCGGCCAACAUGUCGGCCCUGACCGGCACCAACUGUACGGACCUGUACGAUCACCGGGGGACAGCACGCGUACUUCUGCCCCUAGCCUACGCUGUCAUCUGCCCCCUCGGCCUGCUGGGUAAUGCCCUGGCGCUGCACACCAUCCGCCUCCACCCGUCCAAGCUCAACUCCACCACGGUGUACUCGGCCAACCUGGCGGCGUCGGAUCUGCUGUUCUGCCUGGCCCUGCCGCUGCGGGCUCUGUACUACGCUCUGGGCUUCCACUGGCCAAUGGGCGAGGGGCUGUGCAAGGCCACCGCGCUGCUCUUCUACCUCAACAGCUACGCCGGCGUCAACUUCAUGACCUGCCUGGCGGUGGACCGCCUGGCGGCCGUGGUGCUGCGUCCGCACUGGGGGGGCCUGCGCAAGCCUCGGACUGUCGGCACGGUGUGCCUGCUCGUCUGGCUGCUGGUGCUGGUGCAGACCGUGCCGCUGCUGUGCAUGCCGCUCACCCGGGCCGAGCCCGACGGCACCGUCACCUGCAUGGAGUACCCCAACUUCGAGGGCGCCGUGCCGGGCCUGCCGUACAUGCUGAUCGGCGCCGUGCUGGUGGGCUACGGCCUCCCGCUCCUCGCCAUCCUGGCCUGCUACUCCGCGCUGUCCCGCAAGCUGCAGCGGUCCGCCAGGGCCAACCGGCUGACGGAGCGCUCGGGGCGUGCGCGGCGGGCACAGCGGAUGGUAGCAGGCGUGGUGCUGGUGUUCGUCGUCUGCUUCAGCCCCUACCACCUGGAUCUGCUGCAGUACAUGGUGAGGAAGCUGAUCUACGAGCCCGGCUGCGAGGACCUCCGCGCGUUCCAGGUCUCGCUGCACGUCACCGUGUGCCUCAUGAACCUCAACGCCUGCCUGGACCCCUUCGUCUACUUCUUCGCCUGCAAGGGCUACAAGCGGAGGCUGCUGCAGCUCUUGAGGACGGAGGUGGGCGCCUCCUUUUCCAGCGUGGGACGGCCGUCGCCCGACAGCUCCACCGUGCACGACCGGCCUCCGCACCACUGCCGCGGCGCCAUGCCGCUGGACGCCGUCGAGGACGGCCGCUGAGCGCAGGGGCGGUCCGCGUCGGGAUCAGAGAGCAGCGGGACUCGCUCCAAGAAGGCGAAUCCAAGGAAGGCAAGUGGAGGAAGGAAUUUUAGGGACAAAAUGUUCAGCAAAUGACUGACUUGCCCAUGGGCCAUGUAGUACGGGUCCGUGUUUGCCCUCAUCCUCAGAAUUUGUGUGAGGGACAUUCGUGAUCAAGGUCUGGGACCGAGUCAUGUGCUUUCUGUGACAGGCACUCAUUUGCAUAUCAUGCCCUUUGGUGAUGCACUGCUGAUGUCAAUACACCGAUAACGAUAAAACUCCUCCACCUGUGUACGUACAUCCCCACAUCCUGGUAGGAGGUGCCGGUGACUGGUGGUGUGUGUAAAAAGCCAAUAAAAAAAUUUAAACGUGG